AGUUUUCUCUUGCCUUAGUCACUGUCGCCGCUGAUCAGGGCCCCCAGCCUUGCGCUUCGGUAGGGACUUCGCGCGGACAUCAAUUUGGUCGGGCUGUGAUUCUCCGGCAAAUUUUCUGGUUGUCUCGUUUCCUGUUAUCGAUGGUGUGGGUCAGAGCGGCAUAUUCCAUCUUCCGCUGGGUGGAGGAUGGUAUUGAGGUUGGUUCCCUUCUCCCCCCUUUUGUAAUUUUGCUUGGUGUUGGUAAGAUUGGCCUACUGGUUGUUUUGGUCGUGGCCGGUGGUGGCAUGCCAGCUUUGUCGGUGUUUCGACUCUUGGCUGCUCGGGUGCUUCCUGGUUGGGGCGCGGUAUGGAAGUGGGGCAUGGCUAGGGCGGCUCGCUGCGGUUGCGCCGUGAUGGUCGGCGUUGUGCCUCCGUUUGCCCCUCUGCCCUUUUCCCUUAGCUCUGGUGUUGGGUUAGGAGAGGCCGUUGCCCCGACUUCCAGCUAUCUCGAUCACCUUUGUCCUCAUCGCCGCUGUAACUCUAAGCACGUGAGCCACCGAGUUCAGCGCCACCAUCGCAGUUACCGUGAGUCCGGCGAGUUCCUCACCCCGUCGUCCAUCGCCGGUCCAUCAGCGAGUUCCGGCGUCCCUCGUGAAUGCACUGUUCCCAUCAACUGCUGCCUCCCUCGCUCAAGUCCGGCGAGUUUCAGCCCCGUGACGCCGCCGCGAACCACUGACCGCCAUCCGCCGGCGAGUUCUGCUUCUAGGCUGCGAGACCACCGCUGGUUACUAUCUCCAGCGAGAACAACAACAUCUCCGUUCACCGCUGCGUGCAAUUCUUUCUUCCCGCGAGCCGUUGUUGUUGAGCCCGACGAGCGUACUACCGGUCCCCGAACGACCCGUCUCGGCUAUCAUUUCGUUCGUUGUCGCAUACUGAUCCCGAGAAUGGUACCGAAGCUUGAUUCCCCUCUCGUUUAUAUAU
Molecule: messenger RNA, 960 nt
Organism: Striga hermonthica
Lineage: Eukaryota; Viridiplantae; Streptophyta; Magnoliopsida; Lamiales; Orobanchaceae
Source: the annotation of a GenBank genome assembly